AUGAACGGCGCAUCAUCCCUAGAUUCUGUGGACUAUGACCCAAUCGACCACUUAAAUCUAAUAUUCUCUCAUCCCUCAACCCUCAAUUCCGUAGACGAAACCGCAGCCGCCCUCACCUCCCACCAAAAUGAGCUGUCAAACACCAUCUCCCAGCUCAUCGCUACCCAGGCGCAAACCAACGAUUCCAGUCUUGCCCGCAUGGAAGCCGCGAAGUCAGAGCUCGCUCUCCUGUUCUCCAAGAUUGAAAGCGUACGCACGCGCGCCAUCGAAACGGAACAGACUAUUACCUCCAUGACGGCAGAUAUAAAACGGCUGGAUGAUACCAAGAAGAACCUUACGCUCUCCAUGACUGCGCUGAAGCGGCUGCAGAUGCUGACGACGGCCUACGAACAACUACGUGGAUUAGCGAAAACGAGACAGUAUAGGGAGUGUGCGAGUCUGUUGCAGGCGGUACUGCAGUUGAUGAGGCAUUUCAAUAGUUAUAGGAGUAUUGAUCAGAUCGCUACUUUAUCGCGGAAUGUCGCGGAGCUGCAACGCGAAUUACUCGAACAAGUAUGUGAGGACUUUGAAAUGGCAUUUGCACGGGGAGAAGUCGCUGCUAAGAAAGUGGUACUUGGGGAAGCUUGUUUGGUCAUGGAUGCGUUAGGGGAGAAUGCUAGGGCGCGGUUGGUGACAUGGUAUGUUAAUACUCAGUUAAGAGAGUAUAGACAGGUGUUCCGAGGGAAUGAUGAGGCGGGCAGUUUGGAUAAUAUUGGGAGACGAUAUAGUUGGUUUCGACGGAUGUUGAAGACGUUUGAGGACGACCAUGCGGCUAUUUUUCCGAGAGAGUGGAGGGUCAACGAGGUGCUGGCUAAUUCUUUCUGUGAGGGGACGAGAGAUGACUUCAAAGGAAUACUGGAGAGAAGUAUGAGGAGGCCGGAGGGAGGGAAAAUUGACGUCAAUCUUUUGUUGAGUUGUUUGCAAGAGACCAUGGAUUUCGAACAGAGUCUGGAAAGGCGGUUUGCGAGUGAUCCUUCAAGAGCGAGUAUUGAUACACUUGGUUCGCUGGAGGAGAAGGCUCAGACUUUCGACCGCUCAAUAUCGGAAGCUUUCGAGCCAUAUCUGAGCUUGUGGGUGGAUUCGCAGGAUAAGCAGUUGGCAGCGAUGAUACCGAAGUACAAGACGCAGUCGCUUUUGCCUGAAGAUGAGGAGUUCUCGCCACAAGCCGUGAUACAGUCUUCGAUUGAACUGUUUCAUUUCUACAAACUUACACUUGCGCAAUGCGCUAAGCUUUCCACGGGAGAGAGGUUGCUGGAUCUCUCAAAAACACUAGCUAAAUAUUUGGACGAAUAUGCUCAACAAGUAUUAUUAUAUUUCCUUACCCUUCACUCGACACCAACAGGGCCGAGUCUCCAGAAUGUCAUAUUAGUUCUCAACACGGCGGACUACUGGCAUAUCAAUUCACAACAGCUCGAAGAGAAUCUUAAAAAGCGUAUAGAUGAUGAUUUAGCCUCCAAGGUUGAUUUAUCGUCCCAGUCGGAUGCAUUUAUGGGAGUCGCAAGUGCUGCAGUAGCCGCGUUGGUACAUCGAGUUGAGCUUGACUGUGAUGCUCCGUGGCGAGAAAUGCGCAAUACCAACUGGAGCAAAAUGGAAAGUGUGGGAGAUCAAAGCUCAUAUGUUGCAGAGCUGCUUAGACAUGUGGAAACGCAAGUCAAAGAGGUGUUACCUCUAAUAAGCAAACAACAGUAUGCGAGGGCUUUCUGUGAUAAGACGGUCGAGUAUCUUGUAAAUUCUUAUAUUUCAAACAUUGUCAUCUGCCGACCUGUAUCAGAGGUUGGCGCCGAACAGAUGUUACUCGACAAAUACGUCCUCACUAAGUCUCUCUCAACACUUUUAUCACACUCUCCCGCCGCCUCCGCCUCGACCACAGCUCAAACCGCCUUUACCAAACGUGUCACCCAAAGCAUGGCCCGCAUCGACCCUCUCCUGAAAACUCUCCAAGUCCGUCCCUCACCGCCGGAGGGCCUUGUUCAAGCAUAUCUCAUCCACAUCGGCGACCGUUCUGAUACUAAUUUCCGCAAAAUCCUUGAAAUGAAAGGAGUACGCAAACAAGACCAACCCACCCUCGUCGAACUCUUCACCAUCCACAGAGAUGGUAAAACCAAUCCGCAUCUCGUACAGAUGUCACCACUCAUGACCCCCUUACUAAACUCCUCCAGCAUGGGUAGUGUAGGUCUUGGAAUCGGCAGUACGGGACCAAGCACACCUAUGCUGCCCACGAAGUUUGACCCAGCUGGCUUUGGGGAGAAGCUCUUCAGUGCUGCGAGGGAUGGAGUGGAGAGGAUGGGCACACCUGUAGGCGCGGCGAGCCCGCUUACGGAUGAUGCAAAGGCUGCGGUAGAAGGGAAUUUGAAGAGUCUGGGCAAGUUCUUUGGGAGGGAUAUGAGGGGUUUUGGGAGGUUUGGGAAGGGUAGUGUGGAUGAUACUGUUAGAUAG
Messenger RNA from Glarea lozoyensis ATCC 20868, 2475 nucleotides. RefSeq lists its product as uncharacterized. The record is from RefSeq and is a predicted model, not a curated record. The transcript has 3 exons. Gene Ontology annotation, cellular component: GARP complex. Gene Ontology annotation, biological process: retrograde transport, endosome to Golgi. Bases 1 to 2475 code for a protein of 824 amino acids. NCBI's taxonomy places the organism in Eukaryota, Fungi, Ascomycota, Leotiomycetes, Helotiales, Helotiaceae.